GUGCCUCCUCGACGUACCGUGUUUUGGUAUAUCGCCUUACCCAAGUAAACAUGAAAACCAAAGUUAUUCUGUUGUUGUUUGCGUUUUACUUUCUUGCCGAAGGCAUCAGGUACGACGACUUCUCCGACGAGGACAGCGACGAGGAAUACGAUCAAGAGGAACCGCGAAACUUCCGCUUCAAUCGGCUCAACUCCCUCCGGAAGUACCUGUUAAAAGAUGGAGAGAAUCGUCGAAACGUCAACGGUGAUGAAUUGGAGAAUUGGAAAGGUCGCUGGAUGCCUGACAGACCGACCGAUCCACUCCCACCGCCCAAGGUGUUUGGGAAAAACUACGAACCGGAAGUCUACCGAUCGUCGCAUCUCCUUCAUAAUAUCCCGAUGGGGCAACCCUCGGCUACCUGUGACGAUGCCAAGACCAACUUGACGGUGGAUUGGGAUGGCAGUCCAAUCAAUUACACGUGCUACGACAAAAGGAUUCUACCGGACAGAAGAACGCCGGCCUUAAAAUAUACGGUACUCGUUCCAAAGAAUUACGUGGCUAUGCACAAAUGCAUGAACGAGAGGAUAGAGUACAACGACGACGUGCCGUUAUUCGGAGCCCACAGACCUCUAUGGCCCGUCUACGGUGAAUAUAAGUUUCUACCGAAACAACGCUGGUUGCACAGCCUGGAGCACGGAGCCGUUGUGAUGUUGUAUCAUCCUUGCGCCAAUCCGUUGGAGGUGAAACGUCUAAAGGAUCUAGUUACCGGCUGUCUGCUACGACACGUGAUUACUCCUUACAACGCGCUCACCGAGGAUCGUCCGUUAGCGUUGCUCGUUUGGAGACGCCGACUGACGAUGUCGUACGUGAAUCCUAAACUGGUGAUCCAGUUCAUUCGCGAACACGCGCUUCAAGGACCAGAGAACAUCCCGAGGGAUGGCGAUUUCAAGGAGGGUCUGUUGAACAGAGCCAGAACUGUUUCGGAUCUCGAUGACACGAGCUUGUGCCCGAACGCGAACGGUCUUUAACCCGUUCGUUCUUCUUCCAGCUAUGACUUCCUCUAUACAUACAGUUGUAUACCCACUCUUUUGCAUGUACAUAUCGCCUUUCUUCGACCAUUAUUUAUUUAUCGUACCUUGUUCGCUUCUUUUCUUCUUCUUCUUGUUCUUCUUCGUUGGUGGUCAUAAGACCAGAACAGAAGAUUAAAUAAAAGGAGAUCGAUAA
Osmia lignaria (orchard mason bee) is the source of this 1203-nucleotide messenger RNA. RefSeq lists its product as uncharacterized. Lineage: Eukaryota; Metazoa; Arthropoda; Insecta; Hymenoptera; Megachilidae. Gene Ontology annotation, cellular component: cytoplasm. The record is from RefSeq and is a predicted model, not a curated record.